Vombatus ursinus (common wombat) is the source of this 1785-nucleotide messenger RNA. RefSeq names its product queuine tRNA-ribosyltransferase accessory subunit 2 (gene QTRT2). Gene Ontology annotation, molecular function: tRNA-guanosine(34) queuine transglycosylase activity. The record is from RefSeq and is a predicted model, not a curated record. The transcript is spliced from 9 exons. Bases 404 to 1648 code for a protein of 414 amino acids. NCBI's taxonomy places the organism in Eukaryota, Metazoa, Chordata, Mammalia, Diprotodontia, Vombatidae.
CUGGCGGGAGAAGGGUUUUGGGAGCAUCGAGAGGGUAGAACUUUCUCCGGCUUGAGGUGGGCAAACUCGCUUGCGGGCUGCCGGUACAAAUGCUGCAGGAGCUGUGGCCGCCCCUCUUUUGUCACCUUAUACAGUUCUCUUUUUCCUAGACCCCACUCAGGUCAUCUUUUCCAGUCCCACGGUGUUGCUGUGAGCAGGGGACUGGGCACUCACGAGACCUUCUAGUCCAGGGGUUGGUUUCGUCCCUGGAAGCUUGGCAUCGAAGAUGCCCUGGUGGGGAUCUUAGCGAUGAUCGUGGAGCUGCAGUAAAUUGUACAUGGCUACAGUCGUAUUGCACAGUGUACAAUCAGUGUAGUAAUUUUACAGAUGAGGAAACUGACCGGAACCAGAGAAUAACUUCAAGAUGAAAUUGAGUCUCUCCAAGGUGGCUCAGGGCUAUCGGCUUGGAACAUUAAAUAACCUGGGAAGGAAAGGGGACCGCACCAUGGAGUUUCCAGGUUGCCUGCUGUACACCAGAACUGGGUCGGCUCCACAUCUUACUCAUGACACGUUGCAAGUCAUCAGCAGGGUUCCUGUCAUGACCCAACUCACCCUGUCUUCACUGGCAGAACACUAUGAAGUCUUGGAGGAAUAUAAGGAAGGAAUUGGAAAAUUUAUAGGCAUGCCAGAAUCGAUGUUCUAUUGUUCCCUCCAUGAUCCUGUAAACCCCUGCCCAGCAGGCUAUGUAACUAACAAGUCUGUGUCUGUGUGGGGUGUUGGAGGGCGCCUAGAAAUGACUGCAGCCAAGUUCAUGUCAGUUCAGCAGGCCCUUCAGCCGGACUGGUUUCAGUGCCUGUCAGAUGGGGAGGCUUUGUGUGGUGAAGUCUUCUCGGCCAAGAGAGCCAGAAAGUCUGUGGAUCGGUCCCUGGCUUUCCUUGAUGAGUGUCUAAAGCUCCAGGAACAGUCUGAGGUUCUUCGAAGUUGUGUGAUGAUUGGAGUAAUUGAAGGUGGUGAUAUACUAGAGGAAAGGCUGAGAUCAGCAAGGGAGACAGCAAAACGGCCUGUAGGUGGCUUCCUCCUGGAUGGUUUUCAUGGAGAUGCCAUGACAAAGGAGACUAGGUUGCAGCUUAUAUCAGCUGUCACAGCUGAGCUCCCAGAGGACAAACCGAGGCUUAUCUGUGGUAUUGGCCAGCCAGAUGAAGUCCUGGAGUGUAUUGAGGCAGGCGUGGAUCUGUUUGAGAGUUUUUUCCCUUACCAAGUGACAGAACGGGGCUGUGCUUUGUCAUUCAGCUUUGAUUACCAGCCUAAUCCUGAAGAUACAUUAUUACAACAAAAUGGGGAGAAGGAAGAAGGAGAAAUCGGGGAUUGUAUAGAUAAAGUCACAACAACCAAACGCGUUCCAGAAACAUCUUUUGAAAUAAAUCUGAAAGAAAAAAAGUACCGUGAUGAUUUUGGUCCUGUGGUUGAGGGCUGUUCCUGUUACUGCUGUAAGAAUCAUAGUCGGGCUUAUGUCCACCACCUCCUGGUGACCAAUGAGCUGCUAGCUGGGGUUCUCCUCAUGAUACACAAUUUUCAGCACUAUUUUGGCUUCUUCUGCGCUAUCAGAGAAGCUCUGAGAAAGGAUAGACUGGGACAGCUGAAGGAACUCAUCUGCAGGCAAGCAUCUUGAGACCCAGGAAAUAGAAGAUAACCACAAAUAUUGAACAUGGAGAAACUCAGGAUACAUAACAGACCUAGCUUUGAUUGCUGGGCUUUGGGACCAAUGAUAAUAGCAAUAUUUAACAAUUAUAUAGUGUUUUAAGGUUU